AUUACUUAUGUGAUUCUGAAUAUCACGACACUUCUCCAUUUUCAACCAUUUUAACAUCCAUGUUCUUGAUCCUCUUGAUUUUUGUUUUUUUAACACUUUAAACAUGAUGAUAUGGUGUACAGGAUGCCCAGAGAAUAUUUUUGAUCUGCUACAAUUCUGCACCUGGAGCAUACAUACAGUGUACCUGGUUACACCCUUGUUGCAACGGGAAGGUCUGAGAAAGGCCAUCUGACCCUCCAGCUGGGGGCCCAGUUAAGACUGGGGUGGGAGAACCAGAAACAUGCUCUGGGAGGCACCUAUAGCCCAGUAUUGCUCCUUGAGAGCAUAGGCAAUGCGCCUUUCGGGGUUGGAAACUCCCACGGCCGGCUGUUUAAGUUUAAUCUGCAGACUGGGCUAUGCUCAGAACUCAAUUCAGACUAGUCUGUGGCGGAUCUCAUUUUUCUCAGGUGCUACUUGAGCCAAAUGUCUGAUAUUUUAGUCUAGUGUAUAAAUGCCAAUAGCGUAUUAGAUUUACAGUGCUGAGUUUUAUGUGGUUUAACUCAUUUUUAUGUAAGAUAAAACAGAUUGAUAGAUAAGAGUAGUUUGAUUUAACUUUUUUUUUAAUUUGACAGUUUUCUUUACCAUCCUGACAUUUGAAGUAUUGUGAUUGAUAAAAUGUUUGAGCUAAGGGAAUGACUGUCUCAGUAACUGGUAACCAUGUUAAAUACAUUGACAAUUGGCCAAAUACGCAAUUAAAGGUUAGAAAAAAUUUGAUUGCAAGCAUACAUUUCUAUUUUUUUAAUGAAGCGAUUUAUAUUUUUAAAAUUCGGUGCAGUGCAAAAAAACCCAAACCUUGAAUUGAUGCAUGUAUCUUUCAGCCCCUUGAUGAUAAAAUAUUUUUUAUGAAUCCAGGCUUUCAGAUAAUUCAAAACAUUUCUCUUAAAUAUAUUAUAAAACUAAAUAAAUGACCAGCAGUAUUUAUUGGUAUCACAGCCAUAUAAAGCACUAGACUAGAAAUAUAUUCCAUGUUUCAGUUUAGAAAUAAACAUACCUAAUCACUAUUGAUUCUGUUCUGGUUGCUGACAUAUGAAGAUCUGUUCGAAACCCGUAAGGCUGUCAAUGUGGUGCUACCAACGGCCCCAAAAGCCUCCAGAGACUAUGAAGACAAAGUUCCUAAGGACCCGCCAUACUGCGCAUAUAUUUCGAACCUACCAUAUGACAUUGAUGAGGAAGAGAUAAUGGACUUUUUCAAGGAUAUGAGGAUAGCAAGUUUGAGGAUUCCUAAGGACGAUAGAGGUGGCGAGAUCCCGCGAUCGAAGGGAUAUGGCUAUGUAGAAUUUGAAGAUAGGGAAAGUCUGUUGGAUGCACUGAUAUUACGUGAUACUAAUUUAAAAAACCGCAGAAUUCGUAUUGAAGUAGCAACAAACACUGAUGGAGAUAGACGUAGGGGUAUGGGGAUGAUGGGUAGGGACCGUGAAGGCGGGGCUUUUUCCAGUGGCGACUGGAGGUCGGGAGCUAGGUCAGAGUCAUCCGAUGAGAGGAGGUCGUUUAGAGACGACAGGGGUGGCGGAAGAGAAGGUGGAGGCGGCGCCUUUACCAGGGAAGGUAUGAGAGAAGGUGGCAUCACUGGAGAAAGAGGCGGCAGAGAUUCCUAUAGAAGCAAUCGAGAUGAUAGAGGACCUCAGGAUGACGGACCGGGAGCGUGGAGGACGGGAGACAGACCUAGUUUCAAUAGAGACAGAGACCGAGGGGGUUUCAGCAGAGAUGGCGACAGAGACAGGGACAGGGGCUUCACCAGAGAUGGAGACAGAGGUUUUAGCAGAGACGGCGAUAGAGAAGAAAGAAGAGGCUUCGGUGGACGAAGGUUCGAAGAUAGGGAAAGAAGCGAAGGUUUCAAUAGAGGCGGAAGAGAUGAUAGAGAUAGGAGUGAAGGAUUUUCGCGAGGUGGGAGAGACAACAGGGACAAUCGAGAUGAUAGAGAUGGAUCUGAUCGUGAAAGAGACCAACCACGUAGCCGACCUAAAUUAAUGCUGGCUCCACGUACAAAACCUAUAGAACCUGUAGCCGCAGAACCAGCAACCACCGCGGCGUCGAUAUUCGGUAGUGCGAAGCCUGUAGAUACCACUCAAAGGGAAAGAGAAAUAGAGGAGAAAUUGGCAAAGACCCAGACAACAGACAGACCUACCCGAGACAGAGAUGGUAGCAGAGACAGGAGACCAAUUAGCAGGGAGCGCAGGCGAGGUGGCAGCAGAGACCGGCGACCAGAUAGCAGACAUGGAAGCAGAGCUGGUAGCAAAGAGAGAAGGUAUGAUAGUAGGGAUAGAAGGAAUGGUAGCAGAGGAAGAAGAAGCGACAGUAGAGACGGACGAGCUGAUAGCAGAGAUAGAAGAGGCGACAGCGACGAUGACAGAAGGCCGUCGAGCAGAGGAUCUCCCGAGAGAAGAUCUCCUGGCAGGUCUCCAGAUAGAAGGGAUGAGGAUCGUUCGCCUGCCCGAAGACCUCCAAGUAGGGAUGAUAGAGAUAGAUCACCCGAUAGGAGGCCAGAAGGCGUAGAAGGCAGAUUCGAUAGCAGAGAUAGGAGGCAUUCUCCUGUUAGGGACAGAAGGCACUCGCCAAACACGGCGGGGCGGUCGCCUAAUAGAGAAUGGAGGCCACCGAGUAGAGAUGAUAGGCCGGACAGUAGAGAUAGAAGUGACGGUAGCAGAGAUAAACGGCAUGGAGGUGAUAUAGAAGGGGAUAGAAAAAAUGUUGAAAGGGGCAGGCCCCCAAGGAAGAUGGAUGAUAACAAUCCUAACAAGGACAGUCAACAUCGAAAGAAUGAUGAUAAGAAAAGCCAUUCUAGGAAUGAUAAUAAAUCUCCUGAUAAAGCUGAUAAUAGGCACAAGAAUGAGAAGCACAGAAGAGACGAAAAACGUGACAUGCCAAAGUUGACGGAGCCAGCACCACCAAACUUUGCACAAAACAACAAAUUUGCCUUUUUGGCUCCCGAAGAUGACGACGAUAAUGAUACUAGUAACUAGCAAUAAAUGCAAAAAAAUUAUUGGUUUUUGAAGUGUUUUUGUAAAUACUAUAAAUAAAUGAUAAUGUUUUAAAAUUAGGUGUCGAUCACGAAUCAUGGAGGUUUUGUAUACCUAUUUAUUGUUUUAGUUCAUAGAAUGAUUUUCUUUGUUAAUAUGAGAGAGAAUGUGCGUGUAAUAUACAUAAUUCCUUUUUUUUAUUUGUUAAAUUUUACCAUUGUAAUACUUCCAUUGUGUUAUAAAUAUUACUAUUUAUUUAAAUCUAUUGUUUAUGAUUGCAAACAUAAUCACAUCGUCUUUGCGUACAAUUAAACGUUGAUUUCAUGAAAAUAACCAAAAAUUAGCUCAACAACUAUUUGAGUAUACCCUAUUUAACGAGUAUCCAUCACGCUUUGACGUCUACUGAGGUGAACAGCUGAUCAACAGGUGCCAUUUUUGUUAGUCUGCAACGUUGGCAAUAAUGAAUCGGGUAUAAAUCUAGUAAAACUUGUUUGUGGCGUUUUGUUUUUGUAUACAAAUGAAGUUUUCUAAAUAAAAGAGCUGUUAGCAAGCACAAAAUGAAUCUGUUAUAUUUCCUGUGCCGAUAUGGGGAAUUUUGAGAUAUUACUAGAUAAUCAUCAGCUAUCAUUCUGCCGUGAUGGAUACUCGUAAAAUAGGGUAUACACUCUACCAUACUUAUCAGAAGUGCAUGUUCCAUCUAUGUGCUAGACACAUCAGUACAUCUUGGUGGCUGGAUAGUAAAAAAUGAGGCUUUUGACAGACGAAUUAGUAUCCGAGUCAGUAUUUCAUCUGAUAUCAUUUGCGGAAUCUGUCUAGGAGAGGUCAUAGUGGUGGUCGCAGGAUUCAUGUUAAGAAAAGUAAUGUCAUCGAGAAAAUAUGUUCUUAAAAAAAAAAACGACAAAAUGUCAUCUUGCAGACUAGGUAGUUUUUAGUGUGCAAGUAGUUUAUUCCACGUUUGCUCGCUAAGAGCUUUCAUCUAUGAAUGAAUGACUCAACGACACGACACGCUCCUCGGGCAUGCAUUGUUGGUUGCAGGAAGCCAAGUAAUGUUUAUCUCUCUGAGAUGUCAAAGAAAGAAAGGUGGUUGAGUCGCAAGAUCGCAUCUGGGUGAUUAUGUGUAUUGGUCUGCGUGUGUAUAAAAUCAGUGAUAUUUGCUGUGAGAAAAUUAUUACUAAAUAUUCUGCCAAUGAAGUAUAUAGCUGUGCAUCACGGGUUAUUUAUAUGUUGUCCUUUCUGAAGACAGGUUAUGUUCAAAGUUAUAAAUUAUGAAUUUUCCGUUUUUUUUUUAUUUUCAAAAACUAAAUUACGGGAAAUCACCGCGAACGCGUUGUGUGUAAUUACUGUUAGCAUGUAUAUGACUUGAAAUUCGAAAGUUUACAGUGAAUAUGAUUGCAAUAUAUCGCAGUAUGUAAGUAUAAAAUAUAAGAUACAUAAAGUUAAUUACUCCACCAA
Acanthoscelides obtectus is the source of this 4448-nucleotide messenger RNA. The record is from the annotation of a GenBank genome assembly. NCBI's taxonomy places the organism in Eukaryota, Metazoa, Arthropoda, Insecta, Coleoptera, Chrysomelidae.